Cherax quadricarinatus is the source of this 2510-nucleotide messenger RNA. The record is from RefSeq and is a predicted model, not a curated record. NCBI's taxonomy places the organism in Eukaryota, Metazoa, Arthropoda, Malacostraca, Decapoda, Parastacidae.
AAGUGAACCACAAAAGCAAAAAACAAAGUGAAUUUUUUAACCAAAAAUGGUGAAAGUAAAUUCUGCACAAACCAAAAGAAAGCAGAGGCUAACACGCAGGGUUUAGAUUGUAAACUAAAAAAUGGAAAUAAGAGAAACUGCGACUCUGAUGAAGUCAGAUGCAAAAAGAAAAGCAAAAUAUAUAAUACAUCCAAUGAGAAAGCAGCAUGUAACUUGUUUGAUGCAACUCAGAAGUGUAAUAAUGACCACCAGCAGGGUAUUUCUCAAACAAAUACUGUAUAUAAUACUGAAGGAGAAAAAUUGGAUAUGGAAUUAAAUCACACUGAUAAAAGCUUGCUUGAUUAUUGUAAUAUGACAUUUAAAGAAAAUUUAAGCAUAAAGACUGAGGAAAGUCUAUGUGAUGUUUUUGAUAUUAAGGAAGAAAUAUCAGAGAUGCCCGAGGAUGAAAGUUUUUAUGAGAAACAUUCAAUGUAUUCCAUUGAUAUUAAAUGUGAACCAUUGUUAAGUACUCCUUUGGAAAAUAAUUUGGAAGGAAGUAAUUUAACUGCACAUGGAUAUUCUUCAUAUGUUAUUUCAGAAUAUACAGAUUGUGUAGGAAGUGAAAAAAUGUAUGCUAAAGAUGCCAGUCUUCCUGUAAUAUCACAAAUUCAAAGUGGAAAGGAAGUUGAAAAACAUUUCUCACCCCUUGAAGAACCUCUUAAACUUUGGCAUACAACACCAGCUGCAAGUUCACCGAUAAAAAUGAAAGUAAAUGAAAGCCCUUGUUUAAAAAGUGUAUCUGUAUCUGAUCAGCAGGUGAGCAAAGUAUCACUGAGGACAUUUAGAAAGUUAAUUGAAUGUAAAGCACCUGAAAAUGUUACUGUAUUAGAUGGACAAAUUUCUAAAGUACAAAGAGAGAAAAUUAUGCCAAGUGGAACAGUUAGACAUGCAAACAUGUCAGAACAGAAAUUAAAGCAAAAGGUAAGCAUUCCACCAUUCUAUCCAAGAAAAAUACCACCACUACAAACUGCACCAGGUGAAAAAAUAACUGACUCCCUCAGGACAUUUAGGAAAAUGGCAAGGAAAAUGUCAAUUGAAACAGCCAUUUCAAGUAGUAAGAAAGAACAAGUAACACUACAACCAUCUACAUCAAGUGAAGAAAUAAGGAACACACUCAGGGCAUUUAGAAAACUGCAAAGUGACAACAAUUCACAAGAGAGAACAGGCAAAAGGGUAAAUAACCUAACAUUACAGCAGGAAAAUGCACACGUUCAAUCAUUAAUAUCAAGUGAACAAAUAAAUAACUUGCUACAGAAGAGAGAGCUGCCAACCCAGCCAUUGCCAUCAAAUGGACAAAUAAUUAACUUACCAUUACAGCAGAAGAAUAUGUCAAUGCACACGUCUGCAUCAAAUGGACACGUAUUAAAAAUAUUAGUACAUAAGAAAAAUAACACGCCAAGUCAACCAUUAACAAGUCAAAUGGAUAACCUAACAUCUCAACAGAUAAAAACAUCUCAUUUAUCAAAUGCAGAAACAACUAAUUUUACAUCACAGCAAAAUAAUACAUCACAGCAAAAUAAUACACCAAUUUGGCCAGCUACAUUCAGUGACCGCCCAAAUUUGCCACAACCCAGUAACAUGUUAACCCAGCCACCAAAGAUAGGUGAACAAGUAAUUAAAUUAACUGUGCCAUGUGUAUCAAGUGCACAAAUAAUUAAUUUGCCAUCAAGUGAAGAUGUAACUAACUUACCUUCUCACCAAGAAAACGUACCAAUUCAAGUGCCAAUAUCAAAUGGGCAAAUAAAUAAUUUACCUAUGUGCGUAAAUAUAUCAACCCAGUUAUCAGCAUUAAAUGAACCAGUAAUUAAAUUGACAUCACAGAAGACAGAAACACAAGAUAACUUGAUAAAUAAUCGACCAAGAAUACCAGCUGAACUUCCAACAUCAAACAUGAAUGGACAGAUAACACUUAAAACAGGUGGGCAAGUAAAUAGCCUAAUAUCACAGCAAAAAAUGCCAACUCGACCAUCUGCUUUAAGUGGACAAAUUAGAAAAUUAGCACAAAAUUCAAAAUCAAGGAGUCGGUUUACUUUUCAAAUGCAACAAAGAACAUCAAAUGGAGAAAUAAAUAACUUUACCUCAGAGCAAAAAAACAUAUCAGUUCAAACAGCUUCAAGCGAACAAACACCUGCAAAUCUAAAUAGACAAAUAAUUCACUUGGAAUUGCAAAAGGGAAAUGUACUACCCCAGCAAGCAACAUCGAGUGACAUUAAAAUACCAGCGCAGCUGUCAGAACCAAAUGGAAGAAUAAUUAAUUUAAAAUUAAUGCAAGGAAACUUGUCAUUAAUUUUACCUGAAUAUGAAAAGUCUAAAUUUAAAGUUCAGCUGAUAAAUAUGCAAAACAUACUAACCAAUCCAUCAGUUCCAAACCGACUAGUAACCUCAAGCAGACAAAUAUUUGACUUGUCAAAGCAGAAGGACAUACUAAGCCAACCAUCAGUAUUAAAUGAACGGAGCCAUAACUCACUUGA